Molecule: messenger RNA, 1613 nt
Organism: Leptopilina heterotoma
Lineage: Eukaryota; Metazoa; Arthropoda; Insecta; Hymenoptera; Figitidae
Exons: 3
Coding region: 741-1613 (290 amino acids)
Source: RefSeq, a predicted model, not a curated record
CAGGCGUCAAGUGUGGGGAUUGGCCAAUAGACCUCGCAUCUAUGGUCAAUUUGUGGGGACUUAUGUUCCUCAACGUUGCUCCUAAUUCUAGUGACUUUUAAUUAUCACGUGGCUAGUGACUUUCCUGGGUACAAUUAUGGUUAUUAUUCGUCUGACUGUGCUCAGAGUAAGAAGGUUUUCUCGGAGGUAUUGUUAACCUCAAUUUAUAUCUCAAAUUAAAUAAAUAUAAAUAAAUAAGUGUUAUUGUUAAAUAUGGAGUCAGUAUUAUUGUACACGUAUUAAUGGGAUCCUUCUAAUACAAUACCAAAAUCCCAUAAAUUCCCAUGUAGAUCUCUUACAAGCGCAAAAGGAGCUCGACUUGUAGCAUAUAUACAAGUUCCGAAUUCUCUUCUCCCUUCUAUGUCAGAUCUCCCACUACGUAAUCUUGCUGAAGAAGAUAGUCUUCUUGUAUUUUAUGCGAUCCUCGUUGUUCGGACCUCGCUUUCAGGAUCACAUUAUUUUGCACCAAUCAGGGUGUCCAGCGAUUCUUUAAAAAAAAUUCAAGGUCUUUUCAAGGUUUUUAAGGCGUUGUUUGUUUGUAGUGAACGCAAUGAAAAUAACUUUCUAGCUAAAUAUAUUAAGAAGCGAGCGGUCCAUACCAUGGGUCUCAGUUCCUUCGCUGACCUUAAAGAUUAUCCCGCCCCGCAAAAGAAGAAAGAAAAAGAUCUACUCUGGAAAUCAGUUGUGUCUCUUUUUUCGCCAUGCCCAAACGUCGUUCUCUGAACCAACGGAAUAGUGAUCGACGAAGGGCCCGGAACCUGAGACAAUCUAAAAAACUCCAAGCGAAGCUUGCUGCUUGGGCCACUGCUGGAACUCUCCGGUCACCUAAACCCGGUCAAGGGACAUUAUUAGAUAGGAGCCAGCCUUCUCUGUCUGCAGAUAUUACAUUGGACCGUAUAUUCCACUCCUGUAAAAAGGGAUUUUCAGAUCCAACCUGGUCAGUACCCGAUUCCUAUCUACCCACGGGAGGAUCUUCUUCAUUUAACGAAGAGGAAGAAAAAUUAAAUAGAACUCUUGAAGCUGCCCCAUAUGAAGCUCCUUCGCCGCCAUUGAUCCUCACACCGGUCAAGCAACCCAGGGAGGAAUUGGUUCCUCCCCCUAGAGACGGUCUUUCGGAUUUGGGAUGGACUACACCCCCUCGGAUUGACCCUCCACAGCCACUUCUUAGCCCUAUCAGAAGUCCCAAAGCACUAUCUUACUCCGAGCCACACGUCAUGGACCGAAACUUGGAGGAGGACCUAGCGAUUUCUGACAGUGAUCAGGAUAGCACAGGUUUCGCUAUGCGACGAUCACCGACACCUAGCCGACGCUCCGCCAACGCUGGGCCAACCUCGGGACCUCGGCGGCAACUAUUUACGCUUUCUCCCGAGGAAAUGGGAGAAUGUCCCCGUUUACUGGACAUGCCUAUUUUAUGUCCCAAAAACGAACCUCUCCUGGCACCGGCGAGGAAGAACUUUUCCAGCGUACCCCUGGUGAAAAGCAGAGUCACUGUGCGUAAAUUGUCCCUCCAACCAAAGGAUAACCGCACGAGGUUGAUGAACAUCCGCAACCGAAUCAAAGCGCAACGCAUAUAA